CGUCCUUUGUUCUGAAAAUACUAAUUAGAAUCACCGUGACAAGCUACUACUGGAUGAGCUACGGUGGCAUUAGGGGAGACGUAGAGCACUCGUUUUCGUAGUGCUCGCUGUCGACUGCCUGGCGGCACGAGUUGGCGUUACCAUCCACCUCUAGCUUAUAUAUUGCCAUGUACGAUGCUCUUGGGCUUUCACUAGCGAUCAACUUGUUCAACCUUCGCAUCAAACACGCCACGCGGUCUAAUUGCAAAUAAACCUUCUCCACCACCCCACCGACAUGGAGUAUCCAAGUCCUCUUAACACGCAUGGCAUCAAGUGCUUCAACGUCCCCGGGCUGGGGGAAAGGCUCAGCGACACAUACCACAUCUCCAGCGCCGUAGUUCUUCCGGCAAACGUGCGAACGGUAGUGACGGCGGGCCAGACAGGCUACACGGCCGACAUGAAGUUACCGACAGACCUGACUGAGCAGUACGUGCAGGCCUUCCAAAAUGUGGUCGAUUCUCUCGCGGCAGCCGGUGUCAGGGAUGGAUUCAAUUCGGUCUACCAGAUGACAAGCUACCAUGCUGGAGGGCUGGAUGCGGCGGCCGACAAGGCGUUGGAAGUGGUGGUUGAAAAGUUCUUGGGAAAAAACAGAUUCGCGUGGGCGGGCGUCGGCGUCGAGGCUCUAGCGGAUGGGGCGAGAGUGGAGAUUACAGCAUACGCAGUGCUGCCAAAUUAGGACUUCCGAAUCAUGAAAUGCUGGUGGGGCGGUGGGAGGAUAGGAGCAUCUGGGGAAUCUAUCUCAUCAGCCAGUCCACGGGUGUGUGCUCCGCAGUGCUGGGUGCAAUGCCACGUGACGUAAAUUGAACGAAAUUGAUGAAUUCUUGUUGUCGGCCAUUGUCCCGUGUAUCCAGGCGAACAGAG
Molecule: messenger RNA, 900 nt
Organism: Mytilinidion resinicola
Lineage: Eukaryota; Fungi; Ascomycota; Dothideomycetes; Mytilinidiales; Mytilinidiaceae
Product: endoribonuclease l-psp
Exons: 1
Coding region: 275-715 (146 amino acids)
Cellular component (GO): cytosol
Molecular function (GO): deaminase activity
Source: RefSeq, a predicted model, not a curated record